CAAGUGGAUAUCACUGGAAAGCUGGAAAAAUGGCCAAAUUGGGUAAUCAAUCACAUAUGAUUUCACAAAAUAAGGGAAAUUCUAUUAAGUGAUGCAGAGAUAUUACGGGAAGUACAAUACACUGAAAAUGCUCACCGUGAUUAUUGACCUUGUAAUUGUUGGCUUACUUGCUCUUUGUUGAAAGCUGUUUUGGUCUUACAGUGAGUUAUAUUUAUUUUCAAAGAGGUCUUCAUCUAAUGGGAAAGAUGUGCCUCAGAAAUAUAGUAAAGAUGUACUUUUUGUUAUAAUCAACUUUGUGUAUGAACAAUAUGUGUUUAAAAUAGUAGCUUAGUUCUACAAAGACAUCAUUUAAGAGUGUGCUAGGUGCAUCUGUAAGGCAAAAUGACGAAUAGCAACAAUUCUUGCCAGCACACACAUUUUAGCUAAGAAGGAGAGGGUCGGUAGGAAGGAGAGUUGCUGAAGAAGCAACUCCUACCCUUGUGCUCUACUUAUUCAUAUACAUAAAAAUGUACUAAUAUUGCAUACAUUAUAAAACAAAAUAUGGAAAUUAAUCAAGAACAAGGUAAACAUAGUUGGAAAAAGAAUUUUAUAGAAUCACUCAGUUUAGCUGUAUUUCCUUUUUAUUUCUCUAAGCGCUUGUAUCACCCUAAGAAGCAGUUUAUUAUUCCAGUUGCACAGAUGAAGUAACUCAACAUCUAGUCAGGGCCUAGUAAAAGUUCUUAAACUUGUUUUAAGGUAAUUUCCCAACUUUCUUGAGAAGACAAGCUGAGGAGAAAAAGAAUGCAGGAACAGAAUCAAAGUAGUACAAUUUCAUACAAGAUGGAGGGAAAACAGGACAUUGUGAGAAAAUAUGGAGAUGUGAACAUUGUCUAAUAAAUAAAAAAAAGAAUAUUGUCUAACAAAUCCUGUAGUGGAAGUGUGCUCAGUAUUGAUUUAGACCACUGUUCCUCAAGGGGGCAAGUUUGUGUUCCAGGAGACAGUUGGCAAAGACUGAGGACAUUUUCAGUUGUAAGUACCAAGGGUGUUUGUUCGUGUGUUCGCUGAAGGUAUGUAGUGAGUGCGGCCAGCAGUAUUGGUAAAUAUCCUGCCUUGCUCUGGACGGCUCAGCAAGAAUUACUUGGCCUGCGAUAUGGACUGUACUGAGACUGGGAAACCUUGUUUUAGGCCCCGUAUAUUAAAAUUCUGACUCAGGUAACUGACCUUGUGCUCUUAGGCAUGACACUUAACUCUUCUGAAUCUCUGUUAGCCACAUCUGUAAACUUAUCACAUUUCUCACCACCUCAUGAAGUUUUGAGCAAUGUGUGAUAUGAUAUGUAUGAAUGUACUUUGUAAGAUUACCUGAAAUCCCAUUAAAGUGUACAGUGAAAAUGAGAAUUUAAAAAAGCUGAAUUUAAUGACUGCAGCAUUAUUAGAAGUGAAAAUAGAUUUCAAGUAGUUUGAGAGGAAGGAAUGUCGGGGAGCAAAUGAGAAGAAUUUCUGCAGUGAACACAGAGGCAGAGGACGGCAUGUUAAGUGCCUGACGGGCUCAGGGAAAGACAUUAUUAUGCUGUAUUUUAGAGGUGAAGAGGUGAUGUGAGCUAGUUUAGAGUCUGAGGGGUGGGUAUGCAAGCAGGGGAGACUAGAAGUGCCUGUGAGAGAUGCAGCUGUCGUUGGGGUGGUCCUUGAAGAGCUCGUUCAUCAGAGAAGGCUUCUCCAGGGGAGAAACACGCUUUCUCUGAUGGAAGAAAGAGAAGGAACACGUGGAUGCACAAGUAAAUUUUAGAGGUUGUGAUUGACAAGUGCUGACACAGGAUAGUGCAGAAAAUGGUAAGAGGAAAGUGUCAGUAUUUUAGUAACAUUAAAGCCAAUAUCAUCUGCUCAGCUGAAGGACAAAAACAGGAAGAUAGUAAGCUCUUGGGAAUGGAGGUUUGGAGUAGCCUUCCGGGAGACAGGGGUGGAGUUUACCAACAACCGAAGAAUAAAUUACUAAGAAGCCAUAAAGGCCCACUAGGGUUAUUCAACACAGAAGUUUAGAAACUAUUUCACUAUCUCAUCACAGUAAUAGACAGAUACGGGAGGUCUAAAAGGGCAGAGAUAAGGUGAUUAAAGUUAGCACCGAGAAACUGAGUUUAGGAGAGUGGAGCUGUGGUCGAUCAGAAAGCUGCUUAGACACAGUUCCGCCGUACGGUGGGGUGGCUGAAGAUAUACACGCAUAGUAGCCAUGAUGUUGGAGGAGCUUCAGCACAAGGACGGGGGGUAAAAAUGGACACUCAGGUGUCCAGGGUUAUCAGUCAAAAAAAAAAGCAAAUAUUAAGCAGAUUGUUGGGAUUCAGGGAUUCAGGGUGAAGAGGAUCCUAAAUGUUGGAAAGGAGACAAGUAGAUAGGAACAUUUAGUAGAGGCUUUGCUGUGUGGUGGUUGUGGGACAGCAUUCUGGAAGCAGCGUGCAGGAGCAAAUGGGAAGAACUGUUUCCUCUUGAUGAGGGAAAGGGAGUGAAAAAGGAACUAGUUUCUUUGGAAAGUGAUUUGGAGAAAGAUGUGUCUAAGGAAAGGUAAAUUUCAGUUAAUGUGAACAUACGGCAGAAAUGUUUUCAAAAAGAUUUAAUGCACAAGAUAGUCUGAUGACUAUUUAAUAGACAUUCCUUGGAAUAGCACGGGAGUCUGGAUGGAAAGGUAAUUAGCAGAUAAUUACAAAGACUAGUAAUAAUAGAGUAGAGAGCGAGACUAUCUGGAAAGGUGGUAUGUGGGGGGAUUCGGGCCCAGUGUGGUAGAUCACAGCAUCGACGGGAGUUCGGAGGCGUAAACGGGAGGGGGACUGUGAUAGCAGCAUGGUUUGAUUCCAGGGACUGAGAUGAUCUGUCUGCCUGGUUGACUUAAUUAAAUUGACCUGGUCCCUGAAAGGAUUCCUUCAGCACUUACUGGGAGAACAUGAGUGGGUUAAUAAGACAUGGACUUUAGCAUAUUAAAACCUGCUAUUUUAGAUACACACACACACACACACCCAUGCAUAGGUACGUGUGUGUGCACAUACAUACCCUCGAUCUAACCUACUCCACUGCCAGCCCUGUCCUGCCAGAUAGAUGCCAGACUUAGGGGAAAGUGUUAUUUGCCUAAAAAUAGCAACUAUCAGUUUUUCACUGAAAUAUUUUUAUGCGAUUUGAAUGAUUUGAAAUAUUACUACAUUCAUAGAACAGAAAAAGUAUUAUCCAUAAUAAAAAGAAAUGAUGAAAUGUCUCAAAUAAAUAUUGCCUUUUGCUUUGGAAUAUCGAUAUAUUCUACUUAAGUAACUUGCAUGCCGAUCGUCCUGCAAUUCAGAUGUAUCAUUAAGGUAAUCACAUUGGAUAAUUUGUCUAUGAAAAAUGAGAUUAAAUUAUCUGUUAACUUGUAUAACAUUACCAAUUUUAAAAUAAAAGUGUGACACUGAUAAAAUUGAUUAUUUCGAUCCUAUUUUCUUCUCUGCUAUGUUUGAUACAGAAAACAUCUGAGCAACUACUUCAAAGAACAUGGACAAUAAGCGCCUCUUUGAAGCAAAGCCGUGGAGAAUAAUUAGGCUUAAAUUUCCGACGAUGACUGCCUUUGGUGCAGCCACGGAGACAGAGGCAGCCAUUGUUCCCCCAUCCCCAUGUGCAAAUUGCGCAAUUGAGCACGCAAAUUGCAAAUUGCAAACUGGGAAUGAACUGACAGUGUCUAAAUGCACACUACCCUCCGUGCUCCUUUGUGUACUUUAAAUGUCAUUUUUAAUAAGACCAAGAGAAAUACUUGCAAUUAGCAGGUCUGCUUUUGUGUCCUAGAUCCAAGCAUUUUAUGAGAUUAUUUAUUUGAACUAUCCAGUGGUAAAUCUUAAUUACUCAAUUUUUGUGGUCAUAAUUUUGGAAAGUCAUGGAUUGUAAAUAAUAUAUUUGAAGGUUAAGACCAUGAUGCCUAAUCACUUGCGUCUACAAACUGGGCAAACAAGACCAUAACAUUAGCUUUGACAGUUGUGUGAGCACUGUCAGCUCAGUCGGAAUUCGGUUUAGAUUCAGUCUGCACAAAUCCUGGACUUCGUAUAUUUUAAAAAGAGCAGAACUACAAGACGCACUGAGUCUUUACAAUCUUUGAAUGCCGGCACUUAAAACCAUUCAUGAUGACGUACCAGAGCAGUGCAGCUUUUCAGUAUUUUUGUUAGUAACUUAAUUAAACUUUCUUUGGAUGAGAGAAUAUACACAUAAUCAAUGGUUAUCUAUUUCAUUAAUACAGCUUUCUCCCAGAAAAGUGAAAUUAAAAUUACUGAAGCAGCAACUUCAAGAGCCAGUGAAGCGACCCAUUCAUUACAAAAUGGCAAAUUGUUCUCCAUAUGAAAAACCCAAGGUCCCGGGGAAGGCUUGUGGACAGUGUGAGAGCAAAGCUGCUCUGCUAGUUUGCCUGGAAUGUGGUGAAGAUUAUUGUUCAGGAUGUUUUGCUAAAAUCCACCAGAAGGGGGCUCUGAAGCUCCACAGAACAACUCUUUUGCAGGCCAGAUCUCAAGUGUUAUCCAGGAUUUUGGACGUGGCCCACGGGUUCAUAAAGGAGGUUAAUCCAGAUGAAACCAAAGCAGAGGGCAGUUCUGUGAAAGGGACCAGCAGGACUCAACACGUGCCCAAACCUCCAGCCCUGAAAGAAAGCUGCUCCGAGGACAUCUUCCUUGAGGGAGAAGUGAUGUCACAUCUAGACUUACGUGGUGUUACCAGCUCCUCGGGAACUCAGGCAGAGAUUACAAUGACAGCUGGAGCUGAACGUGCACAGCCAAGAGAAAGGCGCCUGUGUGAGGGCUCCUUUGACGAGGACGCUUCCGCCCGGUCCUUCCAGGAAGUGUUAAGUCAGUGGAGAGCUGGGAGCCAGGAGGGCCAGGAGAAACGGGACGCACUUUCCGCAAAGCCAGGCUCAUUGGAAGAAUGUGAAGUGCAAACUAAUUUGAAAAUUUGGAGAGAACCCAUUAAUGUUGAAUUUAAAGAAGACAGUCUCUCCUACAUGGAAAAAUUAUGGAUUAAAAAACACAGGAGAACUCCACAGGAGCAGCUUCCUGGCCAGCUCCCAGGCGCAGCCCUGCGUCCCUGCGAAAUGAGCAGCAACGCUCGGUGCUGUCAGAGUGGAAGUGAUGAAGAGAGUGACGUUGAGGAGACCAGAAUACCAUACCCAACACUUUUUCUGCCAGUAGAAUUAAAUGUAGAGAGACCUGAACCAUCUAUAAGGAUAAUAGAACUGGAUGGUACUUAUGAAGAGGAAUUUGAAGAACCAGGAGACCUCGUGCCUUACAAAGUUGAACUGGCUAAUGCAGGCAGCCAGUUAAGGCAUACACUUCAUGAUUAUCAGUACAGUUUUCCGUGUGAAAGUCACAGCUAUCAACAUCAUAUUUUCAACAAAGUACAGACAGAGCUCUCAAAUUCUACUUUGCCACACAACUCUAUGUGUUAUAAAGAUAAAGCAGGAACUUCAAAUGCAAGUUUUGACAACAUUGUGGAUUCUGAGUCAUAUUAUCCUGUCAUAGAAAAAAUAGAGGACAGCAGAACUUUUGAAGGAAAUUUGCAAGAGAAAAGUACAAAAAUAGGAAGUAAUGAAAAGUCUGAUGAUUCUAACAUACCACCUGACAGCAACCAUUUGUUGCCAACUGUAGAUAAGUCUUUCUUUGACGAGAAAUUAUCUCAAGAAACCAAAGAACCCUUGGAAUUUAGUAAUUUGUGUGAGAAGCCAAAUUUUGAAGAUUCGAAAGCUAAAGAGUCACAACUGCUAAAGAGCGACUCAUAUGGGGGAAAAUACCUGACACUUUCUAAUACGUUGUUACAGGAAAUAGCCAUCCGAAGUAAACCUGUAAGCCAGCAAUACCAAGGACUUGAGAGAUUCUUUACUUUUGAUACAAAUGAAAGACGCAACUUACCUCCUCCUCCUAGCUUACCAUACCGGUAUUCCCAGAGUAGGAUUCCACUUUCAGCGGGCAGAGAGUGGAUCCCAGAUAGCAGCGUGAGCGCGCACGCGGACGGUGCGGCUGCCCCGGGAGUUCUGCAGAGCGUCCAGCGCGCGCUGCCAACUGCACAGCGGCAGGAGAUGGGACAGAAAUCACAGAGACCUUCAACAGCAAAUUUACCACUUUCCCACAGUGUUAAAAAGAGCUCCCGCUGCCUUUCGUCCCCUCAUCCUCCAUCAAGAAGUGCAGCAGCUCGGUCUUUAACCAGAUCUGCUUCUGAAACUUCAGACACUGAAUAUGCUGAUAGAACUGGCCUCAGUGUGCCUUUCUUAGAUGACGCUGGUGACCAACAGGACUUCGACAGUUUGGAAAAAGAAUUACGUAUGCUUAGAAAUCUUGCAGAUCCUUCAGAAAAAGUUUAUGACCCAGCCUCAGGAGAAUUGCCAGCUCUCAACGAUGAUUCCCUGAGUAGAAGUCAGAUUUCUUCAGAUUUCCUCAACACCUCACAUAUGAAGGGACCCCGUGGAGCUGAGGAAUCAAGCUCUUCUGGAAGAGAUACCGAAAUGCAGUCUUCACUGUCACUUUCCGAGAGCAGCACAGAUGAGGAGCAAGAAGACCUUCUUGACAAGCAACUUGUCAUCGCACCAUCAUGGUCAAAGAGGGUUUAAAGAUCGCUCGUCCAUCACUUUCCCACUUUGUACUCAGAGUAAAGCAAGCAACAUGAAAAAGUUACCGAUCACCUGGCCAGGCGCGGGGAUUUCGAUUAUUAGUGUCUGAUGUUUCAAGGCCUACAAACAAAUAAAAAUUAGUGAAAUUAUAACUUCAAGGGCUUUUCUCUCAAAUGACACAUUGCAUUUCAAGUACUAACAUAUUUCAGAUUAUUUUAGCGAAAUUUUAUAAAUUCUAAGGAAUAAUAUUUAUAACUAUGUAACUGUAGGAAAGAACAUGAUUCUAUUUAAAGCAAUACUUCACUGUCCAAUUAUAUUUCAAGAAAUUAUGUUAUUAAGAAGAGUAUUUAUCUGAUGACCACAUCAGAGUAGUCACAAUCAUGAGUUAAGCCUAUAAUUUCAAUGUUUUUUCCAUUAGGUCUAUUAGAAUAUUUAUAGUAUUUCUGUAAGCUUCAAAAACUGAUUCUCGGAGAAAAAAAGACCAAAAUAAAUUGGACACACCUGCUAUGCUCUGUUCUAGGAGGGAAAGAAAAACACUCCAAACAUCUUAUUUUGAGAAGAUCAAUGUCAUGGUUGCCUCUCUCCCCUCCCCCUUUUACACAUGCACACACACACACACACACCUGUUGAUUCUGUUUCUCAGAAGAGCCCUCAUAAUGACAGUUUGAAGGACUGUUGGGCAAUACUCAAAGGCAAUACUCUAGUGGAAGUAUUUUGCUAUGUUCCUAAGGAGUAGAUCCUGGGUUUUAUUCAAGUUUUUGUAAAAUGUCAUAACUCAAGAGUUUAAGCAAGGGCACACACGGGGCAUAGUUUCUUGGCUGUCACUUUGUGACAUGUUAGGAUGGUUUUCUUUAAGGAGUUUGGUGAUUUAUCAGAAAAAAUAUUUCUGAAGGUUGAGUAUAGUUUCACUACAAUACAGACAUACCUGAAGAGUUCAAAGUCUUUAUCCUCAAUGUGAGCCUGGGUAGUAACCCCUCACCAAGACUGAUGGUUAUUCAGUGUGCUUUUAUCUUUAGUAAAUUUCCAUGCCAUCAGUAAUUGUCCUGUAAUUCUCAUAGAUCUGAUAGGAUAUAAAAUGAUGAAGAGACUUAUAGCCAUUUCUGUGUCUUUCAAGUAAAAAUGUCCUUUCUUGAAAGUGAAUACUGUAAUGUAUAUGGAUAAUAAACAAUCAAAAAAUCA
Messenger RNA from Chinchilla lanigera (long-tailed chinchilla), 7741 nucleotides. It is a transcript of the gene Zbbx, whose product is annotated as zinc finger, B-box domain containing. NCBI's taxonomy places the organism in Eukaryota, Metazoa, Chordata, Mammalia, Rodentia, Chinchillidae. The transcript has 19 exons. Gene Ontology annotation, biological process: cilium movement. Gene Ontology annotation, cellular component: motile cilium. The coding region runs from base 4166 to 6562 and encodes 798 amino acids. The record is from RefSeq and is a predicted model, not a curated record.